Messenger RNA from Staurois parvus, 1083 nucleotides. NCBI's taxonomy places the organism in Eukaryota, Metazoa, Chordata, Amphibia, Anura, Ranidae. The record is from the annotation of a GenBank genome assembly.
GCCCAGCAUCUCACUCCAUCACAUGGGAGGAGCUCUGUAGCUAUUAAUGGCUGGAGAGAGACUGCCAUGGAGCUCUGCAGAGAACAAUCUACAGCUACCAGCUCAGCCUACUCCAUCAACAGCAGUACACCCAAGGUGGCAGGAAUAGGCGGUCUGCAGAGCUCCCUGGGAAUGGACUUGUCAGGAAUCCUGCAGGCUGGUCUCAUCCACCCUGUAACAGGUCAGAUUGUAAACGGAAGCCUGCGCAGGGAGGAAUCUGCCCUUCGGAGGAGACGAGGAAGAAGAAAAAAUGUUGAAGGGAUGGACCUGGUUUUCCUAAAGGACAGGGGCAUGCAUGCAGGAAUUGUGGGGAUGCGGGAAGAUUCCAGCCAGCUGGGAUCUACGCACACUGAAGGCCCAUCUCCCAUACAGUCUGCCAGUACAGCUUCUAAGAUGCACUCCGAAAAAGUUAUUCCCAACAAGAGCCUCCUGGAAUGGCUGCGCCAGCAAUCGGACUGCACAAUAGACAUCCCAACCUAUGGAGGUAGUUUAUCAGACAAACCUAAGCCAAGGCGUCAGCGGUAUAAGGAACCAAUGAAGCUGGAUUUCAGCAUGCUGGCUGGUGAAGAGAGGACCUCAGCUGUAAAUAAAGAUGCAGGACGACGGGGAUUUCUCCCAGAAGCAAAAUUCGGUAGAGUGUUGUCUGAACCCCUACUUCAUGACCCCGGUCCCAGGAGAAGAGGAAGGAGGCCCCGUACUGAUCUACUAAAACCCCCCGGAACCGAUUCUUCUUCAUCAAACUUGAAUCCCCUUUUCAUGAACGGCCUAAUAGCUGGAAUGGAUAUAGUGGGAUUGCAGAACAUGAGGAAUAUGCAGGGUAUUCCUUUAACAGGACUCGUAGGCUUUCCUACAGGAUUCACAGCUGUGUCUGCCAAUGAGGAUGUAAAGAGCACGUUGAGUAUGUUGCCCAUGAUGCUCCCAGGCAUGACUGCCAUGCCUCAGAUGUUUGGCGUUGGCGGAAUUAUCAACUCUCCCAUCUCUGCUUCUGUGCCAACAUCUUUAGGAAGCACAAUAAAAGGUGGCAUCACCCAAACGGAGAAAUUU